Messenger RNA from Anopheles marshallii, 474 nucleotides. RefSeq names its product 40S ribosomal protein S10b (gene RpS10b). Bases 1 to 474 code for a protein of 157 amino acids. Gene Ontology annotation, cellular component: cytosolic small ribosomal subunit. Gene Ontology annotation, molecular function: structural constituent of ribosome; RNA binding. NCBI's taxonomy places the organism in Eukaryota, Metazoa, Arthropoda, Insecta, Diptera, Culicidae. The record is from RefSeq and is a predicted model, not a curated record. The transcript has 2 exons.
AUGUUCAUGCCAAAAGCACAUCGUGUCGCCAUCUACGAGUACCUCUUCAAGGAGGGUGUGCUGGUAGCACAGAAAGAUUUCUAUGCUCCGAAGCACCCGGAGCUAGAGAACAUCCCGAACCUGCACGUAAUCAAGACGAUGCAAUCGCUCAAGUCGAAGAACUUCGUGAAGGAGCAGUUCGCCUGGCGCCACUACUACUGGUAUCUAACCAACGAGGGCAUUGAGUAUCUGCGGGCCUACCUGCAUCUGCCGGCCGAAAUCGUUCCGUCGACGUUGAAGCGAGCGGCCCGUUCGGAACCGCAACGUGCCCGAACCCAGGCUGGACCCCGUCCGGAAGGUCCGAAGACUGGCGAGGAUAGACAGGCGUACAGGCGCAUGCAGCAGGCGGCUCCAGCUGACAAGAAGGGUGACGUCGGUGUCGGUGCCGGCGAGCUAGAAUACCGUGGUGGAUUCGGUCGCGGUAAUCGUAUGUAA